Molecule: messenger RNA, 1009 nt
Organism: Drosophila innubila
Lineage: Eukaryota; Metazoa; Arthropoda; Insecta; Diptera; Drosophilidae
Product: inositol monophosphatase 1-like
Exons: 3
Coding region: 16-915 (299 amino acids)
Biological process (GO): phosphatidylinositol phosphate biosynthetic process; signal transduction; inositol metabolic process
Molecular function (GO): inositol monophosphate 1-phosphatase activity
Source: RefSeq, a predicted model, not a curated record
AAAUGAAUUUUUAAAAUGCAGAAUCUUUUAAAAACUGUCCCGCAAUGUCUUAUUAGACACAUCUCAACUGUAGAUCGUGAGAAGGCCUGUCAACUUCUCUCAAAGUUGACCGAAAAUGCAAAUGAGCUAAUGCUCAAGUCCUUGACUAAAAGUCCGGAAUACACAAUCAAGUUGAACUCACGGGACUUUGUAACUGAAACGGACAAGGCUGUGGAACGGCUGCUUGUUAAUGGCAUUAGAAAACAAUUUCCAGAUCAUAUAAUUAUUGCGGAGGAGGGCACCGAAGGUGUGUCUAAAAGCAAGGAGAUUACCGCUGCACCCACCUGGAUAAUAGAUCCCAUAGAUGGCACUAUGAAUUUUGUUCAUGGUUUUCCCCAUUUCUGUACUUCGAUUGCAUUAUAUGUAGAGAAGAAGGCAGAACUCGCCUGGAUCAGUAAUCCUAUGCUCAGACACAACUAUGUAGCCCAAAGGGGCAAAGGGGUUUACUUCAAUGGUCAACCGAGGCGAGUGAGUAAUCAGCGGGAUCUGAGGCAGUCGCUCAUCUAUCUGGAAUGGUCACUGCGUCGUCGGCAGAAAGACAACGUGAAUGUGUCUAUGGAAAAUAAAAUCAAAUUGCUGCCCUUAGUUCAUGGUAUUCGCUCCCUUGGCUCGGCGGCUCUUAAUCUGGCCCAUGUGGCCAUUGGAGCUUGUGAUGCCUAUGUUCAGUUUGGGCCACAAGUUUGGGAUUGGGCAGCAGGUGUCUUGAUGGUCCAGGAGGCAGGAGGUGUCGUUAUCGAUCCCUGCGGCGGAGAGUUUGAUAUUCAAUCGCAACGUUUACUGGCAGCAUCAACACCCGAAUUGGCCGAGCAAUUUUUACCCAUAUUGAUUCAAAUGUUUCCUGGAGACACAAAGUCAACAAAGCCGGCUAAAAGUUGACAUUUUAAAGCAAGCUUUGUUACAUCGUUUACGUAUUUCUAUUGAUUAAAUAUUUAUAAAUUUUCAAGUAUUAAAUACACAACAAAUUAAUGCA